This is a messenger RNA of Dromiciops gliroides (monito del monte), 2670 nucleotides long. RefSeq names its product down-regulator of transcription 1 (gene DR1). The transcript is spliced from 3 exons. Gene Ontology annotation, molecular function: core promoter sequence-specific DNA binding; TBP-class protein binding; protein heterodimerization activity. The coding region runs from base 179 to 778 and encodes 199 amino acids. Gene Ontology annotation, biological process: positive regulation of transcription by RNA polymerase II; negative regulation of transcription by RNA polymerase II; chromatin remodeling. NCBI's taxonomy places the organism in Eukaryota, Metazoa, Chordata, Mammalia, Microbiotheria, Microbiotheriidae. Gene Ontology annotation, cellular component: negative cofactor 2 complex. The record is from RefSeq and is a predicted model, not a curated record.
CCCGGGAUUGUGGGCUUGUGCCCCCAACCGCGCCGCCCCUCUCCUUACCCCCCCCCCCUCCAGGCGGCCGGGUCCUCGUGUGAGGAAGAUUCUCUGGUCUCUGCGGGCCAGUGGACCAGAACCAGGGAAUUUUUAAACGCCGGAAGGAAGAGAGGAGGAGGAAGGUAGAAACGAGACGAUGGCUUCUUCGUCUGGCAACGAUGAUGAUCUCACUAUCCCCAGAGCUGCUAUCAAUAAGAUGAUCAAAGAGACUCUCCCCAAUGUCCGGGUGGCCAACGAUGCCCGGGAGCUGGUGGUGAACUGCUGCACUGAAUUCAUCCACCUCAUCUCUUCCGAGGCCAACGAGAUCUGCAACAAAUCGGAAAAGAAAACCAUCUCCCCGGAACAUGUCAUACAAGCACUAGAAAGUUUGGGCUUUGGCUCUUAUAUCAGUGAAGUGAAAGAAGUCUUACAAGAAUGCAAAACAGUAGCCCUAAAAAGAAGAAAGGCCAACUCUCGUUUGGAAAACCUCGGCAUUCCUGAAGAAGAACUACUAAGACAGCAACAGGAAUUAUUUGCCAAAGUCUGGCUCUUCAGGCUAGACAGCAGCAAGCAGAACUGGCUCAGCAAGAAUGGCUCCAGAUGCAGCAAGCAGCACAACAAGCACAGCUGGCUGCUGCUGCUUCAGCCAGUGCAUCCCAUCAAGCAGGAUCUUCUCAGGAUGAAGAUGAUGAAGAUGACAUCUGAAAUUCACCAGCUGAGUUUUUAUUCUCACAAUUUCUUUCCCCCUGCACAAUGAAAAAGUGAAAAGAAUGCUUAUCUGUAAUUUUGUAUGCAUCUUGGUGGACUGGCCAUUGGUAUUCUCGGGAUGUCUGCUGUUAAGUUUCAGCUGUUGUGUGCUAUACAUGUAAAAACUCUCUCUUUGAAAUCUUGAAGAUUUAAAGUUCAGUAUCAUAUCAAUUUUGAAUUUUUAAUGGUGUUUAUGAAAUUUUAGAUAGCAGUGAGUCCUUUAUUUGAUCAAUAAACAGUGUUACAGUAAACUACAAGUUUAUAAAAUACAUUGAGAUUUAUACAGAAGCUCUAAAUCUACAUACAUGUGCAUUUCCUCUGCCCUUUUAACUAAACUAUAAAAAUCAUAUAUGGGGAAUUUUUAAUUAUUUUUUCGGGAUGGGGUGGGGUGGGAAUGAUGCAGUAGACAUUGGAUCAGGUUAGUUAAAAAAAACAAAGAGUUCAGUUCUACAAUGUCUGAAUUUUUUGUCCUUUUAAAAAUGAGGAGAUAUAUAUAUAUAUAUAAAUAAAAAGGUAAUAAAUAUAUAUGCUCAGUUAAAUACACUUGUUAAAAAACUCAAACACAUACAAUGCUAGGAAAACGUAUGUUUAAUAGGAGUUGUACAAAUUCAAUUUUUUUUGGUUUUUGUUUUUGUUUUGUUUUUGUAUAGGGGUAAAAACCAAGGUUUUAUUAUGGUAUCUAUUCAUCUUGAACUAAACUAUUACAUUUCAAAGACUGCCCUAUUUUGAGGACUGUCAUGAUUCUUAUUAUUUCACUCCAAUUCAAUAAUUGUUGUUGAUAGUGUUACUUGCUUUGUCCAACCAUGUUCAUAUUAUUAAAACGAGUAGGUGGAACUUGAUGAAACAUUUGCUUGGGUUCCAUGGGUUUAACUGGACUUGGUGACUAUUCAAACCUUUGUGGGGAGGAAUGAGUAUGCUUGCAGGAAAAGAGUAAUGGGGGGAAAAAAAGUCACCCGUAAGUCACAUUUUCCUGACUAGGUUACAGGCAGAUUUCUAUGCUACCUUUUCAGAUGGCAUCAUUGUCUUCUUAAUCCUAAUUGGGUUUAAUAGCAGAAAAAUUAAUCAGGUUUAGUUUCAGUUAGGACAGCAUGCCAUAUGACUGAUGAGCACCACAGGGAAAACUAAUGGUUACUUUUCAUGUGUUAGUUUAAAAAAAUGCUUUUCUUUUGUUCCAGUAAAGCAUAUUAAUGGUUAAUUCUGAUGUAUUGAAGAAAUAGCAUACUUGUUCACAUUUUGGGAACAGAAAGUAAAAGUCACAAUUCUUGUGUCAGAUAUCCAUAUCCCUGAAUUUUGGAAUUUUAGGCAGAGCUGAAAAAAGUAUAUAGCAGGGUUGGCAACUGCUGGGAUUCUAAAAAAAUUACAUGACCAUUUAAAUUAGAAAAUGAAACGUAAGAUUUACAGGAAUUUGGAUUUCUUAAUGAUAACAUUUUGCUAUUUCAGAAAUGAAGUUAUCAAGUAUUUGUUAAAUACAUCCCUCUUUUUUGACACAACACCUUUCCUCCCCCAAUGACAAAAGGUUAGUUUUGUUGGAGUGUUUAAGUUGAAAUGAUUUCAUGGAUAUUGCAUGAAGUAUGUUGGGCAAGAUCUAAGUAAGCAACUGGUUUUUUUAAAGGUAUCAAUAAGUACCAAAGGUAGUAAAGCUAGUUGAGAGUAAUCAUAUGUUAAUAUGCAGUGUUGGCUUUUCUAAUUUGUACUGUAACAUCCUUAUACUUUCUAUUUUAAGUGAAUCUUUUUCUUAACUUAGAUAUUUUUCACACUUUUUUUCUGAUGCAGAGUUCAGGUUAAUAUUUUACUGCAUCUUGUAUGUAUGAUGUUUGGAUCCUUGUGACUUUUCCUUUGGACAUUCUUAUGCUUUCAUAUGCUGUAUUCUUCAAGCAAUAAAAUUCUGAUGUGUUUUAUAAA